GCGGAGCAGGGGCAGGGUGCGCGCGCGUGAGAACGUCCGGGGAGCGCGCGCGCCGCCGCCGACGCCGCCGGGCUGAGAGAAGAGCUUGCGGGGUUUGCGGUUGAUGGCUCCGACUGAAGGGCUGGAGGCGGCGUAUGCCGCUGUUCUUGCUGUCGCUCCCGACACCUCCGUCAGCUUCUGGUCAUGAGAGGAGACAGAGCCCUGAAGCAAAGACAUCUGGGUCAGAGAAAAAGUAUUUAAGGGCCAUGCAAGCCAAUCGUAGCCAAUUGCACAGUCCUCCAGGAACUGGAAGCAGUGAGGAUGCCUCAGCCCCUCAGUGUGUCCACACGAGAUUGACAGGAGAAGGGUCUUGUCUUCAUUCUGGAGAUGUUCAUAUCCAGAUAAACUCCAUACCUAAAGAAUGUGCAGAAAAUACAAGCUCCAGAAAUACAAGGUCAGGUGUCCAUAGCUGUGCCCAUGGAUGCGUACACAGUCGCUUACGGGGUCACUCCCACAGUGAAGCAAGGCUGCCUGAUGAUACUGCCGCAGAAUCUGGAGAUCAUGGUAGUAGCUCCUUCUCAGAAUUCCGCUGUCUCUUCAAGUGGUUGCAAAAAAGUCUUCCAUAUAUUUUGAUUCUGAGUGUCAAACUUGUUAUGCAGCAUAUAACAGGAAUUUCUCUUGGAAUUGGGCUGCUAACAACUUUUAUGUAUGCAAACAAAAGCAUUGUAAAUCAGGUUUUUCUAAGAGAAAGGUCCUCAAAGAUUCAGUGUGCUUGGUUACUGGUAUUCUUAGCAGGAUCUUCUGUUCUUUUAUAUUACACCUUUCAUUCUCAGUCACUUUAUUACAGCUUAAUUUUUUUAAAUCCUACUUUGGACCAUUUGAGCUUCUGGGAAGUACUUUGGAUUGUUGGAAUUACAGACUUCAUUCUGAAAUUCUUUUUCAUGGGCUUAAAAUGCCUUAUUUUAUUGGUGCCUUCUUUCAUCAUGCCUUUUAAAUCUAAGGGUUACUGGUAUAUGCUUUUAGAAGAAUUAUGUCAAUACUACCGAACUUUUGUUCCCAUACCAGUUUGGUUUCGCUAUCUUAUAAGCUAUGGGGAGUUUGCUAACGUAACUAGAUGGAGUCUUGGGAUAUUGCUGGCUUUACUCUACCUCAUACUAAAACUUUUGGAAUUUUUUGGGCAUCUGAGAACUUUCAGACAGGUUUUACGAAUAUUUUUUACACAACCAAGUUAUGGAGUGGCUGCCAGCAAGAGACAGUGUUCAGAUGUGGAUGAUAUUUGUUCAAUAUGUCAAGCUGAAUUUCAGAAGCCAGUUCUUCUCAUCUGUCAGCAUAUAUUUUGUGAAGAGUGCAUUACCUUAUGGUUUAACAGAGAGAAAACAUGUCCACUCUGCAGAACUGUGAUUUCAGACCAUAUAAACAAAUGGAAAGAUGGAGCCACUUCAUUACACCUUCAAAUAUAUUAAGUUGUAUAAACUAUUAAGGCCACAAAAUACGAAUGUCAUUUGGUCAUAAUAACUACUGAUAAGGCAUCAGAAUGGAUUUUCAGGGCUGCAAGAAAAAUGUUUCCAGAUGGUUUUAGAAUGUAAGACUUACGGUCCAAUUCACCAAAAGAUUAAAUGAAAGAACCCUAUUUUAAAAUAUAUAUAAUGUUCAACCUAAUGUAUAUGCAACAUUUAUUCUAUUCUAAUUAUUUGACAGGUAACUGCAGUGUUAAAUUGUAAAUGUGUUUUCUUAAUGUCACCAAAACAGCAAUUUGAAAUUAGAACUAGUGGAUUUAGAGAACUCAGGUAUUCUUUCCUGACAUUGUUUUCAGAAUAAAGAAUAUUUUUCAUAAUAUUUUAAGAUACAUACUAUCUAAAAGUAGAAUUUUGUUCAGCAUUGACUUUUAUAAUUCCCAUCCUAAAAAUUAAUAUUUUCAUAAAAUUUGUAUUUUUAAAUGAAAAUUCUAAAUGUUAUAUUUUAUCAGUAACAGAUUUUCUAAGUGAAGAUUAAUUUACUGAGGAUGAUACAUUUUAGUAUUGUAUUAUUCUCUGUAGUAAGACUAGUAAUCAGUGAAAAUAAAUGGAUUCAUUUUGUCUGUGGACGUCAUAAAUUCUUCCUGCCAUCAGCUUUAAUGUUCAUGAUCAUGCUUUUUGUAUAGUACCAUGGAGUAUCUUGAAGUAACUAUUAAAAUAAUUCAUGUGGAUUA
Molecule: messenger RNA, 2167 nt
Organism: Piliocolobus tephrosceles (Ugandan red Colobus)
Lineage: Eukaryota; Metazoa; Chordata; Mammalia; Primates; Cercopithecidae
Gene: RNFT1
Product: ring finger protein, transmembrane 1
Exons: 9
Coding region: 135-1442 (435 amino acids)
Biological process (GO): positive regulation of ERAD pathway
Cellular component (GO): endoplasmic reticulum
Molecular function (GO): ubiquitin protein ligase activity
Source: RefSeq, a predicted model, not a curated record